This is a messenger RNA of Eimeria mitis, 633 nucleotides long. RefSeq lists its product as uncharacterized. The record is from RefSeq and is a predicted model, not a curated record. The transcript has 3 exons. The coding region runs from base 1 to 633 and encodes 210 amino acids. Lineage: Eukaryota; Apicomplexa; Conoidasida; Eucoccidiorida; Eimeriidae.
AUGAAUACAACUAUAAACCGCAGAGCUUUGCUAGUGAACGGCACUGCUGCAUGCGGAGCUGUCGAUACACCUGAAGAUGCAUGCAGCCUGCUGCUGCGGCAGGCGCUGCUGCAGCAGCAACGAACUCUCACUCAAAACAUUUCUCUUGCUAGUGCUUUGUCUGCUGCAGUUGAGGGGGAGGAUCGUGUGUGUAGGCUGCUGCAGCAGCAGCAGCAGCAGCUGCAGCAGGCUGCUGCAGCAACUGCAGCAGCAGCAGCAAAUGCACGUACACAAAUGCAGGCUGAUCUAGAUGCUGCAAGCAGCAGAGAGCAGCAACUGCAGCAGCAGCUGCAGCAGCUGCAGCAGCAGCUGCAGCAGCUGCAGCAGCAAACAGCAGCAGAAAUGACGCAUGCAAAACAAACCAUUGCAGCAGCAGCAGCAACAGCAGAUCAGUUAAAGGCUGAUUUGAAUCAGCGUAACGCUGAGCUGCAGCAGCAGCAGCAGCAGCUGCAGCAGCAGCAGGAGCAGCAGCAGCAGCUGCAGCAGCUGCUGCAGCAGGCAAAGACGGAGAACGAAGACAAAGACAAACAAAUUAACGAAUUAAAGAAAGACAUACACCAUAAGCUGCAGCAGCUAGAACAACAGUUUUCAUAG